This is a messenger RNA of Erinaceus europaeus (western European hedgehog), 8040 nucleotides long. It is a transcript of the gene LRP4, whose product is annotated as LDL receptor related protein 4. The record is from RefSeq and is a predicted model, not a curated record. Gene Ontology annotation, molecular function: calcium ion binding; protein binding. The coding region runs from base 302 to 6013 and encodes 1903 amino acids. NCBI's taxonomy places the organism in Eukaryota, Metazoa, Chordata, Mammalia, Eulipotyphla, Erinaceidae. The transcript is spliced from 38 exons. Gene Ontology annotation, biological process: receptor-mediated endocytosis involved in cholesterol transport; chemical synaptic transmission; canonical Wnt signaling pathway.
GGGGGGCGGGGGCCGAGGGCGGGAAGGGGCCGGCCCGGCGCGGGGGGCGGGCCCAGGCGUGGUGGCGGUGGCGGGGGCCUUGGCGCGGGGGGCGGGGCGGCAGGGCCCGGGACACCCCCUCCUGGUCCCCUGGCGGGGCGGCUUCGGCUCCAGGCGGCACUGGAGGCAGCUGCGGUUGGAAGGCGACGAGCCGGGCUCGCCCGCCGUGGUGGACCGGGACGCUUCCCCUCGGGGAUCCUGGGCCAACUGGGUCCCGCAAAAGCCGGGGGGACCCUGGGCGGGCGGCGGGGGCCGCGGCACCAUGAGGCGGCUGUGGGGCGCGCUGCUGCUCGGCGCCCUGCUCUGCGCACACGGUUUAUCCAGCAGCCCCGAGUGCGCCUGUGGUCGGAGCCACUUCACGUGUGCAGUGAGUGCCUUGGGCGAGUGUACCUGCAUCCCUGCCCAGUGGCAGUGUGACGGAGACAACGACUGCGGGGACCACAGUGAUGAAGAUGGGUGUAUGUUGCCCACCUGCUCCCCCCUCGAUUUCCACUGCGACAACGGCAAGUGUAUCCGCCGGUCCUGGGUGUGUGACGGGGACAACGACUGUGAGGAUGACUCAGAUGAGCAGGAUUGUCCCCCCCGAGAGUGUGAGGAGGACGAGUUCCCCUGCCAGAACGGCUACUGCAUCCGGAGCCUAUGGCACUGUGACGGUGACAACGACUGUGGUGACAACAGCGAUGAACAAUGCGACAUGCGCAAGUGCUCAGACAAGGAGUUCCGCUGCAGUGACGGGAGCUGUAUUGCUGAGCACUGGUAUUGCGAUGGUGACACGGACUGCAAAGAUGGCUCUGAUGAGGAGAACUGCCCCUCGGCAGUGCCAGCUCCCCCCUGCAACCUGGAGGAGUUCCAGUGUGCCUAUGGCCGCUGCAUCCUGGACAUCUACCACUGCGAUGGGGAUGAUGACUGUGGGGACUGGUCGGAUGAGUCUGACUGCUCCUCUCACCAGCCCUGCCGCUCCGGGGAGUUCAUGUGCGACAGUGGCCUGUGCAUCAAUGCUGGCUGGCGCUGUGAUGGUGACGCGGACUGUGAUGACCAGUCGGAUGAGCGCAACUGCACCUCUUCCAUGUGUGCGGCUGAGCAGUUUCGCUGUCGGUCAGGCCGCUGUGUCCGUCUGUCCUGGCGCUGUGAUGGGGAGGAUGACUGUGCCGACAAUAGCGAUGAAGAGAACUGUGAGAACACAGGAAGCCCCCAGUGUGCCUCGGACCAAUUCCUAUGUUGGAACGGCCGCUGCAUCGGACAGAGGAAGCUGUGCAAUGGAGUCAAUGACUGCGGCGAUAGCAGCGAUGAGAGCCCCCAGCAGAAUUGCCGACCCCGGACGGGUGAGGAGAACUGCAAUGUGGACAAUGGCAGCUGUGCCCAGAAGUGCCAGAUGGUGAGGGGGGUGGUGCAGUGCACCUGCCACACGGGCUACCGGCUCAUGGAAGAUGGGCGCACGUGCCAAGAUGUGAAUGAAUGUGCCGAGGAGGGCUACUGCAGCCAGGGCUGCACCAACAGCGAGGGGGCCUUCCAGUGCUGGUGUGAAGCAGGCUAUGAACUGAGGCCCGACCGGCGCAGCUGCAAGGCUCUGGGGCCAGAGCCGGUGCUCCUGUUCGCCAAUCGCAUCGACAUCCGCCAGGUGCUGCCGCACCGCUCCGAGUACACGCUGCUGCUCAACAACCUGGAGAACGCCAUCGCGCUCGACUUCCAUCACCGCCGCGAGCUGGUCUUCUGGUCUGACGUCACCCUGGACCGCAUUCUCCGGGCCAACCUCAACGGCAGCAGCGUGGAGGAGGUGGUGUCCACAGGGCUGGAGAGCCCAGGAGGCCUGGCUGUGGAUUGGGUUCACGACAAGCUCUAUUGGACCGACUCAGGGACGUCAAGGAUUGAGGUGGCCAACCUGGACGGGGCCCACCGGAAGGUGUUGCUGUGGCAGAACCUCGAGAAACCCCGGGCCAUUGCCUUGCACCCCAUGGAGGGUACCAUUUACUGGACAGACUGGGGCAACACCCCCCGCAUUGAGGCCUCUAGCAUGGAUGGCUCUGGCCGCCGCAUCAUCGCAGACACCCACCUCUUCUGGCCCAACGGCCUCACCAUUGACUAUGCCGGCCGCCGGAUGUACUGGGUGGAUGCUAAGCACCACGUCAUAGAGCGGGCCAACCUGGACGGGAGUCACCGCAAAGCUGUCAUUAGCCAGGGCCUCCCGCACCCCUUUGCUAUCACGGUGUUUGAAGACAGCCUGUACUGGACAGAUUGGCACACCAAGAGCAUCAACAGUGCCAACAAGUUUACAGGCAAGAACCAGGAGAUCAUUCGCAACAAACUCCACUUUCCCAUGGACAUCCACACCUUGCACCCCCAGCGCCAGCCUGCAGGGAAAAACCGCUGUGGGGACAACAAUGGGGGCUGCACCCACCUGUGCCUGCCCAGUGGCCAGAACUAUACCUGUGCCUGCCCCACCGGCUUCCGCAAGAUCAGCAGCCAUGCCUGUGCCCAAAGUCUUGACAAGUUCCUGCUUUUUGCCCGAAGGAUGGACAUCCGUCGGAUCAGCUUUGACACCGAGGACCUGUCCGACGAUGUCAUCCCACUGGCUGACGUGCGCAGUGCGGUGGCCCUGGACUGGGACUCUCGGGAUGACCACGUGUACUGGACCGACGUCAGCACUGACACCAUCAGCAGGGCCAAGUGGGAUGGAACAGGACAGGAGGUGGUAGUGGACACCAGUUUGGAGAGUCCUGCAGGCCUGGCCAUUGACUGGGUCACCAACAAGCUGUACUGGACUGAUGCAGGGACAGAUCGGAUUGAGGUGGCCAAUACUGAUGGCAGCAUGAGAACAGUUCUGAUCUGGGAGAACCUUGACCGUCCCCGGGACAUUGUGGUGGAGCCCAUGGGCGGGUACAUGUACUGGACUGACUGGGGGGCCAGCCCUAAGAUCGAACGAGCUGGCAUGGACGCCUCAGGUCGCCAGGUCAUCAUCUCUUCCAACCUGACUUGGCCGAAUGGAUUAGCCAUUGACUACGGGUCGCAGCGGCUGUACUGGGCAGACGCCGGCAUGAAGACCAUUGAGUUUGCUGGCCUGGAUGGCAGCAAGAGGAGGGUGCUGAUUGGGAGCCAGCUCCCCCACCCCUUUGGGUUGACCCUCUACGGCGAGCGCAUCUACUGGACUGACUGGCAGACGAAGAGCAUACAGAGCGCAGACCGGCAGACGGGACUGGACCGGGAGACCCUGCAGGAGAACCUGGAGAAUCUCAUGGACAUCCACGUCUUCCAUCGCCGGAGGCCCCCAGUGUCCACACCUUGUGCCCUGGGGAAUGGUGGCUGCAGCCAUCUGUGUCUUCGGUCCCCAACUCCAAGUGGCUUCAGCUGUACCUGCCCCACGGGCAUCAACCUGAUGCCUGAUGGCAAGACAUGUUCACCAGGCAUGAAUAGUUUCCUCAUCUUCGCCAGGAGGAUAGACAUCCGCAUGGUCUCCUUGGACAUCCCCUAUUUUGCCGAUGUAGUGGUGCCGGUCAACGUGACCAUGAAGAACACCAUUGCCAUUGGCGUGGAUCCCCAGGAAGGAAAGGUGUACUGGUCGGACAGCACACUGCACAGGAUCAGCCGGGCCAGUCUGGAUGGCACACAGCAUGAGGACAUCAUCACCACAGGGCUACAGACUACAGAUGGGCUCGCAGUCGAUGCCAUCGGCCGGAAAGUGUACUGGACGGACACCGGGACUAACCGGAUUGAAGUGGGCAACUUGGACGGGUCCAUGCGGAAAGUGCUGGUGUGGCAGAACCUCGACAGCCCCCGAGCCAUCAUGCUGUACCAUGAGAUGGGGUUCAUGUACUGGACCGACUGGGGGGAGAACGCCAAGUUGGAGCGAGCCGGAAUGGAUGGCUCUGAGCGGACGGUACUCAUCAGCAACAAUCUGGGCUGGCCCAACGGGCUGACCGUGGACAAGGCCAAUUCUCAGCUGCUCUGGGCUGAUGCCCACACCGAGCGCAUUGAGGCCGCAGACCUGAAUGGUGCCAAUCGGCACACGCUGGUGUCGCCUGUGCAGCACCCCUACGGCCUCACGCUGCUCGGCUCCUACAUCUACUGGACUGACUGGCAGACCCGCAGCAUCCACCGUGCAGACAAGGGGACUGGCAGCAAUGUCAUCCUGGUGAGGUCCAACCUGCCAGGCCUCAUGGACAUCCAGGCUGUGGACCGCACACAGCCACUGGGUUUUAACAAGUGUGGCCCCAGGAAUGGUGGCUGCUCCCACCUCUGCUUGCCUCGGCCAUCUGGCUUCUCCUGCGCCUGCCCCACAGGCAUCCAGCUGAAAGGGGACGGCAAGACCUGUGACCCCUCCCCCGAGACCUACCUGCUCUUCUCCAGCCGCGGCUCCAUCCGACGCAUCUCGCUGGACACCAGUGACCACACCGAUGUGCACAUCCCCAUCCCUGAGCUCAACAAUGUCAUCUCCCUGGACUACGACAGUGUGGAGGGGAAGGUCUACUACACAGAUGUGUUCCUGGACGUCAUCAGACGAGCAGAUCUGAAUGGCAGCAAUAUGGAGACGGUGAUCGGGCGUGGGCUGAAGACCACCGACGGGCUGGCUGUGGACUGGGUGGCCAGGAAUCUCUAUUGGACAGAUACGGGCCGGAAUACCAUUGAGGCCUCAAGAUUGGAUGGCUCUUGCCGCAAAGUGCUAAUCAAUAACAGCCUGGAUGAGCCUCGGGCCAUCGCAGUGUUUCCCAGGAAGGGGUACCUUUUCUGGACAGACUGGGGCCACAUUGCCAAGAUCGAACGAGCGAACUUGGACGGCUCUGAGCGGAAGGUCCUCAUCAACACAGACCUGGGUUGGCCCAACGGCCUCACCCUGGACUACGAUACCCGCAGGAUCUACUGGGUAGACGCCCAUCUGGACCGAAUUGAGAGCGCUGACCUCAAUGGGAAGCUCCGUCAGAUCUUGGUCAGCCACGUGUCCCACCCCUUUGCUCUCACUCAGCAGGACAGGUGGAUCUACUGGACAGACUGGCAGACCAAAUCAAUCCAGCGCGUUGACAAAUACUCAGGCCGGAACAAGGAGACGGUGUUGGCAAAUGUGGAAGGGCUCAUGGAUAUCAUUGUGGUGUCCCUUCAGCGCCAGACAGGGACCAAUGCCUGUGGUGUCAACAACGGUGGCUGUACCCAUCUCUGCUUUGCCAGAGCCUCAGACUUUGUGUGUGCCUGUCCGGAUGAGCCUGAUGGCCGGCCCUGCUCCCUUGUACCUGGCAUGGUGCCCCCAGCUCCCAGAGCCACAAGCCUGAGUGACAGGAGCCCUGUGCUACCCAACACACUACCCACCACCCUGCACUCCUCUACCACCCGAACCCGCACGGCUCUGGUAGAAGAAAGAUGCUCUGAGAAGGAUGUCCAGCUGGGCCUUUGCUCACGCCCCAAUGAGGCCAUACCUGCUGCCCCAGGGGAAGGACUUCAUGUCAGCUAUAUCAUCGGUGGAUUCCUCAGUAUUCUGCUCAUCUUGGUGGUGAUUGCAGCCCUGAUGCUGUACAGGCACAAAAAAUCUAAGUUGACUGAUCCUGGAAUGGGGAACCUGACCUACAGCAAUCCUUCCUACCGAACAUCCACUCAGGAAGUGAAAAUUGAAGCAGUUCCCAAACCAGCCAUGUACAAUCAAUUGUGCUAUAAGAAAGAGAGUGGGCCAGACCAUAACUACACCAAGGAGAAGAUCAAGAUCGUGGAAGGGAUCUGCCUCCUGUCUGGGGACGAUGCUGAGUGGGACGACCUCAAGCAGCUGCGCAGCUCCCGGGGUGGCCUCCUUCGCGAUCACGUGUGCAUGAAGACAGACACAGUGUCCAUCCAGGCCAGCUCGGGCUCCCUGGACGACACAGAGACGGAGCAGCUGCUGCAGGAAGAGCAGUCUGAAUGCAGCAGCGUCCACACUGCUGCCACUCCAGAAAGACGGGGGUCCUUGCCAGACACAGGCUGGAAACAUGAACGCAAGCUCUCCUCUGAGAGCCAGGUGUAAAGGCCUGGGUGCCCCUCCCCCCCGUCUGUUCCUUCUCUUUCAUGGACUUCCAGUCCUGUGCUCGCUUCUACAACAAGCCCCUUUCCUGUGUGCUGGUCCUGCUCCUCCUCCUCCCACUCCAUAACUGCUCCCCAGUCCUCCACAGGAGCUGGUUCCACCUGAGUCCAUCACUACCCAUGCCCGAGAAAUGAGGGUGCAUCCAACGAUUUAGACCUGGGUUUCCUCCUGCACUCUGCCCUGAGCCUCCUCCCUGAAAUUAGGCUCAAUAACAACCCCUUAUUAGUGCAGAGCUCCACCUCCCUGCCCCGUGGGACCCUCGGUGCCUGGCUCCACAACAGCUAAUGACUCAAGACUGUGUCUCCUGCAUCAGAACUGGCCUGGUCGCCGGAGUUGGGGCAGGGUUCAGGGGUAAAGAAAAAGAGAUGAAGGAUAGAGGCUGAGAGGAUGAGGAAUCAGCCCAGCUGGUAUGGGCUUCUGGGAAACCUCCUGCCUUGAGUAUGUUGGGAAUAUGGGAGAGCUAAUUUAGGGAUAGAUGGGCCCAAGUGUGUCCUAUCCAUUGCUGGCGAUGGAUAUUGUUCUCCCCCUUCGAGUCACUGUUUUCUUAAGCUGAAGAAACUGGUGCGAUUCAGGAGUGUGAUUUAAGCUAGUCUUCAUCUUGCUAGACUAUCUGGAGCUGUAUCCACCCUCUGAUAGCCAGGGUGCCUUCUCACAGAUGAAUAUAAACUCCUUCCCUGUGCCGCCACUGGCCAAUCCCUUUGCUAAAAUGACUUGAGUGAAUAUUAAGUCUUAAGAGUUGAGUCUAAGAAGCUCUGCCUAGGCCACACAGAGUGUGUCAAAGGUUCUGCCACUCUUCCUCCUCAUUCUCUGGGAUCUCAAGCACAGAGAUCCUGAAGGAGCCAUUCAAAGAAGGACCGGAGGUUUUCAUAAAUAGUCAGGAUGAGCAGCUAAGACUUGGGUUACCCAGGGCCUACAGGGAAGUAGCUGUGAGGUUGAACCUCCUGUGUUCUCAGGUUCUCAGGGACCUAAGUUAGUGGACAGAGAGCCUGCCAGCCAUAGGUGAUGAAGUCUUAUUCCAUCUCUCUUCCCAGCUAAGUGAUUUACUUUCCACACAGAUGCUACACAAAGAGUAUGUGUUUCAUGCUAGAAUCAAAGAAGCUGAGACUUUUUUUUUUCCUCCUAAAACUACCUAAUGCUUCUUCACUUUUUCUGGUUUGUUUUUUGGUGUGUUGAAUUGAGUCUUUCUGACCUAGCCCUGAGGCACCUCGGGUGAAGAGAACCAAAUCAAGAUACAAAGAGGUAGGAGAAGAAAGUUAGAGAACACUCAUUGACUAAGCCUUCCCGGCUCAGAAUAGUCCAGACCUCAUCCACCCAGGAACUAAAAGCUGCAGGGGAGUACAGUAAGGCUGGGAAUGGAGGGGAGGGCCUCUAGGGGGCAUUUCCUGAUUGGAAUCACCUGUAGUCGUAGACUUGCAAAAUCAGCUGCCAGGCUUGUGGAUGGAAAUAGAGGAUGAGAGGAACUAUUUCUGGUCCUUUCUAAGACUACUGGAGAGAGAAGCUAGGCAUGGCCCCAGUAGUCAACCCCAGGUCUGGGCCUACACAGCACCAAGAAGGUUUUCCGGACACAAAGUGGGAAAGUUGAGGUGUACUUCUGGGGUGAAAGGGGACAUUUCCCAUUGGAUGGAGCAGUAAAAGGAGCACUUUGGGUCCUCGGAUUCAUGAUUGGAGAAGGGACGGAAGUAGGAAAGUGGCAUUUUCUCAUUGGAAGGGGGGAAGGAUCUUCUUGCACUUGGGCUGUUCAGAAUGUAGAAAGGACAUAUUUGAAGAAAUAUCUAUUUGAGCACUGAUUUACUAUGUAAAAAACAAACUCUCUGUUUCCUAAACUAAUGGAAGUGAUUCUCCCGCGCUCAUGUGUAAUGGUUUUAACGUUACUCACUGGAGAGAUUGGACUUUCUGGAGUUAUUUAACCACUAUGUUCAGUAUUUUAGGACUUUAUGAUAAUUUAAUAUAAAUUUAGCUUUUCUUAAUCA